Messenger RNA from Peromyscus leucopus (white-footed mouse), 7736 nucleotides. It is a transcript of the gene Reps2, whose product is annotated as RALBP1 associated Eps domain containing 2. Gene Ontology annotation, cellular component: cytoplasm; plasma membrane. Gene Ontology annotation, biological process: endocytosis; endosomal transport. Gene Ontology annotation, molecular function: calcium ion binding; protein binding. The record is from RefSeq and is a predicted model, not a curated record. Lineage: Eukaryota; Metazoa; Chordata; Mammalia; Rodentia; Cricetidae.
GAAGCGGCGGCGCUGCAGCUGCGGGGCGUGGGGGCGGCGGCUUCGGAGGCCGAGGCGGUGGUGGUGGCCCUGGCGGAGACACCGGCACCUCGACUCGGGAAAGCGCUCGGCCGGGACCCCACAGAAGGCCCUAUGGAGGUGGCUGCGGGUGGAGGCUGCGGCGCGGCCCCGCCGUUGCUGCUGAGCGAUAGCGAGCAGCAGUGCUACUCUGAGCUCUUUGCGCGCUGUGCAGGCGCUGCAAGCGGGGGCCCGGGACCUGGACCUCCCGAGGCUACCAGGGUCGCCCGCACUGCCACUGCGGCCGCCGGUCCAGUGGCCGAUCUGUUCCGAGCGUCGCAGCUGCCACCGGAGACGUUGCACCAGAUCACAGAACUGUGUGGUGCAAAGCGGGUUGGUUAUUUUGGUCCAACACAGUUUUACAUUGCCCUGAAAUUGAUUGCUGCAGCACAGUCCGGCCUCCCUGUUCGGACAGAGAGUAUUAAAUGUGAACUGCCUCUGCCUCGCUUUGUGCCGUCAAAGAGUGAUGGUGAGGUACGCUUUGGGAACCCAGCUGAGCUGCCCGGGAAGAAGGUUCAGAUUCCAUAUUUAAGCACCGAGAAAAAGCCCCUCAGAAGAAUGGACGACGAGGAUAAACAGCAGGAAACACAGUCUCCCACGAUGUCACCCCUCGCCUCCCCUCCUUCUUCCCCGCCUCAUUACCAGAGGGUGUCCUUGAGCCAUGGCUACAGCAAAGUGCGGAGCGGCCCAGAACAGAUGCAUUCAGGUCCUUAUGAAACUAGGCAGCCCAUUGGCCAGCCUGAAGGAUCCUCAUCAGAGGCUCCAGUAUCCAAACCACUUCGUCGGCAGGCAUCUCUUAUUCGGUCCUUUUCAGUGGAGAGAGAGCUGCAGGAUAACAGCAGUAAUUACCCAGAUGAGCCCUGGAGGAUAACAGAAGAACAGCGGGAGUACUAUGUCAAUCAGUUUCGGUCCCUCCAGCCAGACCCGAGUUCCUUCAUUUCAGGGUCUGUGGCCAAGAACUUCUUCACCAAAUCAAAGCUCUCCAUCCCAGAGCUCUCUUAUAUCUGGGAACUCAGUGAUGCUGACUGUGAUGGAGCCCUGACCUUGCCUGAGUUUUGUGCUGCAUUUCAUCUCAUUGUAGCACGGAAGAACGGCUACCCACUGCCAGAGGGCCUGCCUCCUACUCUGCAGCCAGAGUACUUGCAAGCAGCUUUCCCAAAAUCCAAGUGGGAGUGUGCAAUAUUUGAUUCUUAUUCUGAGUCAAUGCCAGCAAACCAACAACCCUGUGACUUGAAUCGGAUGGAGAAGACAUCUGUUAAAGACAUGGCUGACUUUCCUGUUCCUACUCAAGAUGUGACUACUGGUGAUGACAAACAAGCUUUGAAAAGUACUGUUAAUGAACCCUUACCAAAGGACGUGUCUGAGGAUACAGCAACUUCUAAGGACUGCAACAGUCUCAAAGCAAGACCAAGAUCCAGAUCUUACUCUAGCACCUCCAUAGAAGAGACCAUGAAAAGGGGUGAGGACCCUCCCACCCCGCCACCGCGGCCACAGAAAACCCAUUCCAGAGCCUCCUCCUUGGAUCUGAAUAAAGUCUUCCAGCAGCCCAGUGUGCCAGCUACUAACUCAGGAUUGUUACCCCCACCACCGGCACUUCCUCCAAGACCUUGUCCAACACAGUCUGAGCCAGUAGCUGAAGCUGACUUACACCCUCAGCUGAACAGAGCUCCUUCUCAAGCUGCAGAAAGCAGUCCAGCAAAGAAGGAAGGACCACAUGGUCAACCUCCAUCAAAGCCUAUUCGCAGGAAAUUCAGGCCUGAAAAUCAAACUACAGAAAACCAAGAGCCUGCUGCUGCUGCUGCUGCUGCUGUUGCUGCUGCUGCUGUUGGAGGGGCAGCUUCUGCAGCAAUGGUGAAACCCCAUCCAACAGUACAAAAGCAGUCUUCCAGACAGAAGAAGGCAAUCCAGACGGCCAUCCGCAAAAAUAAAGAGGCCAAUGCAGUGCUGGCCCGCUUGAACAGUGAGCUUCAGCAGCAGCUCAAGGAGGUUCAUCAAGAACGGAUUGCAUUGGAAAACCAAUUGGAACAACUUCGUCCAGUCACAGUGUUGUGACAUCCUCAAGUCUUGAGUGACAGUGGAUGACCUUGUCUGCCAAGAUCUUUCUUUUGUUUGAGCCCAACCACUUGUCAUAGAUGUCUGAAUGUCAAAAGCUGUGAGCAGCACAAUAUAUUCUGUAUGAUUUUCUCUUUUGCACUACUCUUGUAUAUUUUACAGUGGUGGUAAAAAUGUCUUCAACUGAUUAUUGUACUUAAAAUCUUAAUUAUCAGCUACUUGGGAGGCUGAAGCAGGAGGGUCACAAGUUCAAGGCCAUCUUGAGAAGCUUAUUGAGACACCGUCUGAAAUAAAAUGUAAAAAGAGAGCCAAGGAUAUAGCUCAGUGGUAGAGUGCUCGUCUGAUAUGCAGAAAACCCCAAGUUUAAUCCUAAGUACCAUUUAAAAACUUUACUAUCAGUGGAAUUUAUCUUCCAUUUUAACCACUUUUAAAUAUUUCUCCUUAUUAAAAUUGGUCUUGUAUCAGAUAACUCAGAGCAUUAUUUAUUUAAGAAUUUAUAAUUUUUACAGAACCUAAUGAUGAAGUUCUAGCAGGAUGCUCAUUUUAUUCUUGUGUGUUUCAUACAGAAGGUUGGUUUCCUGAAUAAUGUGGAUUCCAACUGGAUAGUCUUAGGCAUGACUACAAUAAAAACAAAAGCUGAAAUAUAAUUAAAGCAUCAGAUUUACACUGGCACUGUGCCCUCUACCACUAUAUGCCAAAAAACGCUUCUCUAGUGCCAUUUUGAUAUUAUAUCAGCUAUAAAUAAUACAUGACUAUUGUUUUCUAUUAAAUAUCAGAAUGGGUCUUUACACCUAUGUGAAGUAGUGAUUUUGGCAAUGAACUGUUCAACUUGGCCAAUCUCAGCCACCAACCUAGAUAACUCAAUCCUUUUCAUGUACGUUUUUGGGCAAGUACAAUCUACUUUAAUUUCCUUGCCUAAUCAAAUUAAAUAGUUUCCAGAUCACUACUUUUAUCCUGCAUGAGGAUAACAUCUCUGUAAAUGCAUGAUCUUGGAAACUACCCAUCAAAUAUGAGUAGCUGGAUAUUUACCUAUUUGUUGUUGAACCCAGGUAUCCAGGUUGAGAAGGGAAGGGUAAUGGCUACCAACUCUCCAAUUGUUGUCUUUAUUUUAGCCUGGAUUUCAAAUGCGUUGGGUCUGAAGACAUAAUGAAAGAAUGUAAUCUUCACACUGGCUUUAUGACUAUUUGUUCUCUGUAAAGAGUGCCCUUGGGAAGUAUUGACUUUAUAUACAGUUCAGAGGAUCUCAGCUAACUCUAGUGGAAGUGAAUAAAGCAAGCUCAAAUUGCAGAAAGCCAGUAUCCUGUAGAAAUGUAGUAGUAUAGCCCAGUUGAAAGUAGGAAAUGACUGACUUAUAGGGUCACAGGGUCCCUAGUUCACCAAUCCUCAGCAGGGCAUUCCAAUGUUCACAUUACUUUGAGAGACUUAAGGCAUGACAUACUGUCUCUUGUGCAUUUUGCCAACCUACCCAUUCUUUGCAUAGUGGGAUGUGGUGUGCACAGGGUACUUAUUGAAAUGGUUUUGGAUAGAUUUAUAAUAUGCAAGAUUAGGCUGUUGAUUUCAAUAGAGCUGAGAGCGCUUAGUAAAAAUAGGCGUUUAUUUAAUACUUCCCUGUUCCUUUGGCAAGCUUUAUCAGUAGCUUAAUAACAGAAGAGAAGGGUUCAAACAGAUGAUGUUUUUCCAAAGAAAAACAAAUUGUUGAAUCUCUUCCAUGCAUAUUUAAGGAUUUGAAACUGAUUUAAUUUGGAAAGUCAGGAAACUUGAACUAUUUCUGCAUUUCCUUUUCUCCCUUGGCUGCCUUUUGUUGUUCUUGUAGGGAGGGCUCGGGGUUGAGUUUAAGCCCUCCUAAGAUUAUGAAUGGGUCAGUGCAAAUUUGUAGGUGACUUCUUUUUUCCUUAUGCUGGGAUAUGGGGGCUGUGACAAAUUUUCAACAGUGUUCUGAUUGCAGCUGUUUCACAGCAUGUUUGGUGUUUGGUACAUUUAAUACAGGAAAGACCAACAUAUGCACUUUAUCUCAAAAUCGUCCAGUGCAUAUGCCCUCACUUGCGGUAGCACUUCAAAUCUACCAACCAGACACAGCCUAAGGAACGUUAGUCUAACUGUGUUUAACCACACUGACUUGCUGUUUCCCUGUGAAGUAAAUGACCCAGGGAACUGGGUUGAGAUUGGGAUUUUAUUUAGUUGUCUUUUUUUCCCUUAAAGGAUAAGACUUGCAUUGGACAAUCAAGGCCCUUUGAGUGUCACAGCCUCAUCAAUAUAGUUCUUGUGGAGCUGGGGAUGAAACCUAGGACAUCACGCAUUCUAGGCAAACUCUGGGUCAUACCUCCAGCCCAUCACCAAUAUUUUAAUUUAGGCAUUUCAUUAAACACCUACCAAUAAUACACACACACACACACACACACACACACACACACACACACACAGAAUAUUCUUAGCUGGACCCAAUUUUGAUCAAUUUAUGAGUUGCUUAAAAAUGGAUUUUUGAAAGGAAAUAUUUGUGUUUCUAAGUAUAUAUUAUUAUAUGACUAGUAUUCAUCCUUUAUUUCUGUGUUUUCUUAGAAUGUGUACUUUUAGGGUUACAAUACCUGAUACUGUUUUUUAGAGUCUUUAAUAUGAUAUAGGAAGGCAAGCACACUGAAAUCACCUAUAAAACUGCUCUGGAAUUAAUCGCCAUCUGUUGUAAAAAGAAGCUUCUCUGAUGAGGGAUGAGAGAUGCAGAUUUGCUACUUGGACAGAAUUCUACAGAAUGAAGGCUAACACUGCCUCCAUUCAUAGGGGUUUAAUUGCCUUGUUGCUCAGUUGUCUUACUGCAUGGGGAUCCUCCAGUCCUACAGAUGAAAGCACAGUAGGAACUGAUCUUGGGCUUAUUGGGGUCUUUAGCAUCUCUUGUAAGUGGCAUACAGCAUGUGGCCUCCUUUCUAUCCAUAGACCUAAAGCAAAACUCCAAUGGUAAACAGAAAAAAAAAAUGGAUGUAUAAUGUGAUAACCAAGGCAGAUAUUUGCUCUAGUUGGAAAGAUCUAAGCACUUUAUAAGUAUCAGACAAGUGUUUGGGACUAAUUGAGAAAGGAGUCAGCUUAGCUGGAAGCUGUGCCCAUAUGAAUGUUAGGGCAGGGCCAGUGUUUCUCUCCUAUAGCUAGCAUGGGAAGAUUACAACCCUAAAAACUGGGAGCUCUUUGCCCAGGAAUCCACAAAAAUAGAUAGCUAGUGGUAGAGUUGGGAUGCUAGCCUGAUUUUAUAGAUUCCAACUUAGUCCUCUGUCAAUCCUAAAAAUAGAUUAGAAAGCCUUUUCUGUUUAUAUUGAAAUAUAUUGACUUAAUUGGUCUUUAAAUAUGAAAACAUCUUCUAAGGAGUUUUAGGUCUAGACAUUUCUCUCAAAUUUAAGUAAAAAAUAAAAUUUGAGGGAAAAUGAUAUCAUUAAACUGUUCUAAUGCCUCACCUUUGAUGAUGCAGUACAUUACUUUAAAUCUUGGCAGAACUUUGGACAGCUAUUGCUUUGAAUAGAUUCCAGUCCCAUAUUCCUGUGGGCACUUGCUUUCUCAAAUAGACUACUGUGAUAAAAAUGAACUCAAUAUGUAGUAGCUUAUAGUUUUCUCCAGUAUAUCUUUGGUCACUUGGGUCACAAAUGGUCCAUUUUAGCACAUCUUAGGGAUAGAUAAGUAAUCUAAACACAUGAACUUUUCUUUUGACUUCCUACCAAUGUCUGAACUAUUGUAAAAUAUUUUUUCUUUAACUGUGGUUGACUGUAUAGGAUUUCUAAACAUUUGUCUGUGUCCUAAAUGGUCUCAUAACCAUGGACAUAAUAGAUAUAUAUAAUUAGAAUAUCACUUAGACAAUAUCUGGAAUUGAUGUGAUUCUUGCAAUCAAAAAAGACAUUUGCAAAUGUCUUUUUCUAAGCAGUAGUUAGAAAGAGCUCAAUUAUAGUAUUGCACCUUAAAGCUAAGACAUUUGUUCAACACAUACUACAAUCACACCUCCAACUAGAUAUCAUCAAGGGAAUGAGGUCUUACAAAUGUAAAAACAAUUUGCCAUCUCGUCACAAGCAGAUGGCCCCAUGUGACCACCAAGCAGGCUCCCUGGGUUGUGGUGUGAACAGUGUGGGUGAGAAGAAAAAGGAGGAGUGGUUAAAGAAAUCCCCCCCUCACUAAAUACAACGUGAGUGGCUUUGCUCUUUCCAGCGGAUUGCUUCUGUUUUGAGUGUUCCCUUAAAACGCAGACUUCAACAGCUAGUUGACUUUCCACUCUAGUUAUGGGUGUUACAGCUUUUUUGUAUCAUGACUCAGUGUGAUUCAAGUUCCUAGUAAGAAGGGACGAUCUGGAUGUGGACAGGUCUCAGCCUGCACAGCUUGCUUCUCUUUCAGCACGGGCUGUGGGAACAUCCCACCUGCACAGACAGGUUGAUCACUGAUGGCAGUUGGAAUACAUGUUACCGUGGGCCAUUCUGCUUUGCCUGUUUGUGAAGAGAAAUGCAUUUAAUUAUAUGAACCUCUCAAGAAUAGCAGACAAGGAGGACCAGACUUGAAAAACAAAUCAUAGAGAUUCUGAGAGUCGCUGCUCAGCCCCAAACAGACUUUCAGAGGAAGUCUUAUAAAUCUGUUUGAAGCAGCCACUGUGUGAUUAUGAGCUGGGCAGCCCAGGUCUAUUUAGGUUUAGGCUUGUAGGCUUGCUUCCUACUUUGACUCUGGUCGUAACGGACACAUGGAAAACACUGCAUGUUGCAGUCGUUGGCGCUUGCUCUGUCUGCAGAAGCCUAGCUUUGCUGACAACUGUUGGAGAAUGCUUAGUUUGCCUGUCUUGUGAUUUCUCCUGUCAGCUAAUAUCGUGGCUGUGGGAAGUUAACGACACUAGGUUUAUGACUCUGAAGAGCAGAGGACAGCAGGCAUUACGAGGGCUUAAAUUGGAAUUUGGGGACUACAGUAAGGACACCCUCAGGUACCAGGUCCAUAGCAGUCUGGGAUGAUAAGACUAGAUCCUAAAGUUCUUUCAGGGAGCUCUGUCAUGAGACUGAACACAGUACCCAUCAUAUGCCGCUUUGAUGAAUAAUUGUAGUUUCUGUUUCAAGUCACCUUGUGUGCCAGCUUCCACUGCACCUAUCUUGGGAAGCAGGGAUACCCUCUUCUUAAGAACUAGAACUGCCAUUCUUUUCAUCUUCAGCACAAGUAAGGUAUUUAAGUGAGCCAGAGGCAAAAAGAGCCAUUUUAGUCUUCAUAGUGAUCGGCUAAGAGAGAUAAUGAGCUGACUGUCUAUUUUAACCUUGAAGGUAAAAAUGUAUAUUAUAUUUUUUCACUAUAGGUACAUGUAACAGUAAAAAGUGUAACAGCAAAGUAUAUAUUUGAUGCUUUCUGUCUUUUCAUGAUAUUGUGCUAACAAGUUGUGCUAAUAUGUAACUCAGCCAGAGUCUCAUUCAUUUGCUAACCAUUGGGAACAUUCUAUGUAUUUACCUUAAACAUAAAUCUCUGAGAGUGUCCUAUAUUUGGAUUGUGAUUUGUAGACUCAUGCUAACUUUACUGCCUCUUUUUCACACUUGUUGAAAAAUCUGUGAAGAACAUAGUAAGUUAAGGAUUUCCAACUUGGAAAAUAUACAUGAUGUGAAACUGAGGUGCUAUGUUAAAAAUAAAUGUAUGAUAACUAA